CAAGUUAGGCGAAGGAAAGAUGGCGGAGGCUUCGCCAAGGGACCCGGAAGCACUUACCCUCCACUUCCUCCUCCUGUUUGGCUUCUGUCUCACCUAGAGCCGUCCGGUCGCAGACCGCCUCCGAGACGCUUCCUGUCCGUAACAGAAUCACCAUGAUUCUUCAGAGGCUCUUCAGGUUCUCCUCUCUCAUUCGGUCUGCAGUCUCAGUUCAUUUGAGGAGGAACAUUGGUGUUACAGCAGUGGCAUUUAAUAAGGAACUUGAUCCUGUACAGAAACUCUUCGUGGACAAGAUUAGAGAAUACAGAACUAAGCGACAGGCAUCUGGUGGACCCGUUGAUACUGGCCCAGAGUACCAGCAAGACCUGGAGAGGGAGCUUUUUAAGCUUAAGCAAAUGUAUGGUAAAGCAGACAUGAAUACAUUCCCGGACUUCAAAUUUGAAGAUCCUAAGUUUGAAGUCAUCGAAAAACCCCAGUCCUGAAGAAAUAAUGUAAAAUUUAUUUGGUAAUUUGUUCCUAGAUUAGUUGUACAACUGGUCAGAAUAAACAUACAUUUCUCAACUGUCAAAUGUUCUUUUAAUUCUGAUUCCAAAUAAAUUAUUUGGUGAUGUUGGGUGUGCA
Molecule: messenger RNA, 618 nt
Organism: Ailuropoda melanoleuca (giant panda)
Lineage: Eukaryota; Metazoa; Chordata; Mammalia; Carnivora; Ursidae
Gene: ATP5PF
Product: ATP synthase peripheral stalk subunit F6
Exons: 4
Coding region: 153-479 (108 amino acids)
Biological process (GO): proton motive force-driven ATP synthesis
Cellular component (GO): proton-transporting ATP synthase complex
Molecular function (GO): proton transmembrane transporter activity
Source: RefSeq, a predicted model, not a curated record